GAGCCGGACCAGCGCGGCCCGCCGCCGGCGCCCCAGCUGACGGAGGUGUCCGUGCGGCUGCUGCGGCCGGACGUCCUGCUGUCGGACCGUCUGGUGCCGCCGCUACUGGCCGCCGCCUCUGAGCCGCGCCCCGGCCCGCCGUCCCCUGUUCCGUCCCCUCCGGCGCCCGCCGGGGUGGAGCGGUGGCAGUGGCUGGCGCCCCGCGUCCCCGUCUCCGCGGCUCUGACCUUCUCCGAGCUGACCCUCACCUCUGAACACGGGGAGCGGCGGCUGGCCUCUCGACUGGGCAGCUGCCGACUGGAGGCGAGCAGCGCCCCGCGACUCACCGAGGCCAGCGCGUCACUCAAACUGGAGGAGCUGGGGGUGGAGACCGCCGACGGAGCGCGGCUGGCCUCACUCGCCAAUCUGCAGCUGUCGGUGCGUGCCGACGACCUGGAGAGUCCCUCCCCGUCCCUGGAGGCUGCGUUCGGCGGCCACACGCUGCAGCUCACCUACAGCCACGAGGCGGUGUCGGACUGGCUGUGUCGGCUGGGGGUGGAUCCGCUGCGGCGCCGACCGCCCCCGCCCCCGCCGCCGCCCCCGCCGCCGUCAGCCGCAGGUCGCCGCUGGAGGCUGAGACUGGACGCCGAGCUGUGGGACGUGGAGACGUGUCUGCUGCUGCCCGCACUGCCGCCGGUGAUGGCGUGUCUGACGCACGGUAAGCUGGGCGGCUCGCCGGCCGCCGGGGAGCUGGUCCUGGAGACGCUCACCUGCUGUCUGGGAGCGGCCGAGCCGGCCCAGCGCCGCCACGUGGCCGGUGCCGCGCUGGUGCUGGGAGCUCUGCUGGUCAGCCACCGGCGGGCCGCCGACGGCGCGCCGCCCAAACUGGGACUGCUGCUGGAAAACCUGCAGGUGGAGGCCAGUGAGUCAGCGGCGGCGCUGGCCCAGUUCGCCACCGACUCGGCACGGCGACUGCUGCCGCCGUCCAAACCACCUGUCCCCGCCGCCUCGGCCGCCGGAGGAUCGGCGUCACAGCCGGCGGACCUCAGUGUGCAGGCGUCCAACCUGACGCUGCUGGCGGUGACGGGCGAGCACUGCUCGGCGCUGCGGCUCGACUCGGUGAACGGUGACCGCACGGCCGGCCUGCUCAGCUUCGUCGUGGAACGGGCGGCGGUGAGCGCCGGCCGGCCGACCGCCGCGCCGCCGCUGCCCUGCAACAAGGGCGCCGCGCUGCCCGAGCCCGCGCUGAACAUAGCGCGGCUCAAACUGCGGGGGCGGACGGACGGAGAGCUGACGGUGUCUGUGAGGGAAACAGCCGCGGUCCGGUGGAGUCCCACCGCUCACCGGCACCUGAAAAACACGGCCGACUGUCUGAGGAGGUGGGCGGCGCUGCUGAAACCUCCUUCCCCCGCCGCUACCCCCGCCGCGCCGACCCCCGGUCCGCGGCUGACGGUCCGACUCCGCGCCGAGCUGACCGUGGACGCCGCUCUCUCCGAUCACUGCCGGUUCGGUCUGACCGCCUCCGAGCUCUGCUGGAUUCGAGACGGCAGCCGGGCCUGUCUGACGGCCGCUGCGCCCAAGUUUCUGUUCGACGGACACGAGAUUAUUGUGCUGCGGGGUCUGAGGGCGGAGCGCAGCACGGCGCACGUGGCGGCGGCGGCGCGGCGCGCAGCCUGUGAGGAGCUCCUCCUACCGCAGAAUGACUGCUGGGAGGUGACCAUCACUAGCCUGGAGGGCUCCGUGCCGUACGGAUACGAUUUCUCUGAGGCGUGGAGCGAGGAGCUGCUGACGACGGUGCGGUGGCUGCGCCGGCUGCACGGGCGGCCCAGCGGCCCGGCCAGGGAGGACGGACCGCUGCCGGCCGACCUCUGCAUUCAGAUCAAGCAGCUCUCGCUGGAGAUCUGUGACGACCCAUUCGAGGUCAAACUGCGCGACAACUACGAGCUUCUGGAGGACGAGUAUCACGAGAGCGUCAAACGGCGGCAGACGCUGGACCUGAAAAUAGAGGAGCAGCGCCGCAUCCACGGACUUCUACAGGCCAGAAAGGUGGAGAGUCUGUACCAGCAGCUGCAGCAGCGGGACGCCCAGCUGUUCGUGCAGCGCGCCGCCCAGAUGUACCGCAGCGGCGCACCGAUGCGCACCCGGCUCCUCCUCUGGUCCAUGGACUCGCUCGAGUUCUGGGCGCUGGCUGACCCCAGUUUUCACGGCCGCGCCGCCUGUGUGUCCGAGCUGCGCCGGAUCGACCCGCUCUCCCCCUGGCCGGACGACGAGCCGGCCUUCAGCACGCUGUGGUGCCGCGAGCUGGUGACCAGCUGUCAGAGGUGGACGGUGACGCUGCGGGACUACCCGCAGCCCGUGCUGGACGUCCACCAGCUGCACCUCUGGGGACGGAUGGUCGGCGCCGAGCAGGUGGCCGUGCCGCGCGCCACGCGUCAGCUGCCCGUCCGCCUGCAGUCGCCGUUCGAGGACGACCAGGUGGACAGGUCGCUGAUGAGUCUGAAGUACUACUACGACCUCAGCUCGGACGUGGACCAGCUGGUGGCGGCGUACGGACCCUGCUGGGAGCCCGCCGUGGCCAUGUUUAACCUCUGUCUGGAGAAGGUGCUCCGUCCCAGCACGGACCCGUCCCCUCCGCUGCCCUGGUGGGACAAAGUGCGCCUCAAGAUGCACGGCCGGAUCACGCAGAGCGUGCGGCAGCUGACGCUGCUGUUACACGCCUCGCUGGACCCCUACAACACCACGGAGGAGAUGGAGCUCACCUUCGCCGACCUGGUCACCGACUGGACCGACGGCAAGAUCGUCUUCAAGGGCGACCUCAGCGUCUACGUGCGCACCGCCAGCAAGUACGACGACUGUCGACUGCUGUUUGUGCCCGGCCUGAAGCUGGCCUUCAAGCUGGACUGGCUGUGUAUGGGCGACCCGCGGGAUCACCACGCAGUGAUACCCUGCGCCCGGGAUAAACUGCCAGAGUACUCGAGCAACCAGGAGCAUGACUCGUUUAGGGCGUUCCGGUCCCAGAACCUGAACAUGUCCAUCUCGAUCGAGACGCGGCCGCUGACUGCGCCGGCGGCCGGCGGUCCGCAGCCCGUGGUACCAACAAUGCUGCUCUACGGCAGCACGCUGCGCUGGUUCGAGAACCUCCAGUUCAUCCUGUCGGGGAUGACCCGGCCUACCCGGCGCGGGGCGGUGUUUAAUAAUGUGCGGCCGCGAAAGGCGCAGCUGUCGAGGCACUACAAGUGUGUGAGACUGUCACUGAACCUGCACGCAUUCCAGGUCUCCUACUGGAUGUCGUUCACGCGGCAGCACGGGCUGGACAUCCGCGGCGGCCGGGUGUCGCUCAGCUCGGAGCACCGCCUCACCCUGCGGCCCGUCUGUGACGGCCUGAGGCACCGACCGCGCGCCUGCUGGGCCAUCGAGUACCUCAACUGCGAGCUCAACGACGCGGAGGUGUGGCUGCAGAGCUCCCUGCGGCAGACGGAGCCGGGGGCCGCGCCCGCGCCGCCGCCCCCAGCAGACGCCGGCCUCGUGGCCAAGUGGUUCUUCCUGUCAGUGGUACGGGUGUCGUAUGGUAGAGCGGCGAGUGUGGCCGAUACCACGCGCGAGUGUCCCACCCACCGGCUGGUCGUGCAUAACAUGAAGGCAGCCUGGACCAAGGACAACCGAGACGCCGGCUUCGCGCUGUUCGACAGCUUCACCAACAACCAGCAGCUGAAGCGGAACCUCUCCACAGCCGCCCUCAAGGGCAUCACGUUCGACUCGGGCUCCGGAGGGGCGACUCGGACCCCGCAGAAACCCCCGCGGACGGGCUCUCUGGACGGCGCGGCGGCGGCGGCCACCGGCGGUCUGAACAGCUCGCUCUCGGCCAGCACCCCGUCUCCGAUGUCCCGGCUGCAGUCGGGCCAGGCCGCCAGUAUGCUGCAGAAGCUGAUCGCCGAGCUGGGCGCCGCGCCGGUGGCCUUCAGUGAGGACGCCGCCGGCGGAGAGCUGGACGAGACCGCGCUGCGCGGUGUGGCGGCCUGUCACGCCACAGACGUCCUCCAUAACAGCUGGCUGGUGGAGCUCGUCAACUGUCAGGUCCUCCUCAAGGGGAUCGAGACGCGCGGCUACGUCAUCAUCACCUCCUCCAAGAGUCAGGUCCUUCAGCGGCUCCACCGGCCCGUCUGGCGGGACCGAACGCUGGUCAGCAAGACCUCCUGGGUGGGCCGGCUGGACGGCAUGCAGUACUACGCCACGGUGAGCGCCGGCCACCCGGCCAGCGACCCGGCCACCGAGAACAUCAUGUGGCUCACGGUGGACAAUAUCGAGGAGCGGGACGAUGACGACAUUAGGGACGUACCGGACCUGGUCGGCUCGGGUCAGUCGGUCGGCGGGGUGGUCACGGAGACGGUGGGAGCGGCCGGAGCUGACGAGCACGACAGCAUUCAGCUGCAGAGGGUGGUGUCCCGGUGCCGCUGCGAGUUCUUCUACGCCAGCUAUGGAGAGGUGUCGGUGGAUCCGGACUCUGUCGAGUCGAUCCCUCCUCUGCCGACGGCCCCCUCCCAGCUGUGGCCCGGCCAGGAGGAGCCCGUGGACGCGCUCACCGUCACCCACCACGACCUGAACGUGUGCACCAACAGCCUCCAGUACGCCAUGGUGCUGGACAUCGUCAACAAUCUGCUGCUGUACGUGGCGCCGCGGCGCCGCCAGAGCUCCGACCAGCUGCAGCGGAUGCGCUUCCAGAUGCAGCUGUCGGCGCUGGAGGACCAGCGGCGGCCCAUCCAGCAGCUGCAGAACCGCUGCAGGGCCAUGAUGUCGGAGAUCCGGCAGCUGGAGAAGGCCACCUACCAGCUGCAGCGACAGCGGGACGAGGCGCCGGACCGCGCCGCGGCGGUCCGACUCCAGGCCGAGAUGGCCGACAAGGAGCGCCAGACGCUGGAUAAGAAGGAACAGCUCAGCGCAUCGGCGGAGGAGCUGGCCAUGAGGAUUCACAUCUACAAGGAGACGCAGCUCUCCAAGACGCCCAAGCCGGCGGCGCGGAAGGGUGACGCACAACAGCCGGUGUCCAUGAUCCGGACGGCGGAGGUGUGCAUCCGGCACGCGCAGUGGCGACUCACCGAGCCGGACGGCCAGCUGGGCCUGGCAGACCUGGUCAUCAGCAACUUCCAGUACACCAAGCAUACCAAGAGUGACGACAGCGUGGAGCACCUGCUGGAGCUGGGCUACAUCAGCAUGUCGAACCUGCUGCCGAACCCAGCCUACAGAGACGUCCUGCAGCCCACGGAGACCCAGAGCGGGAUGCCGGUGGACCGGCAACGCUCACUGCGCGUCUACUUCAGGGAGAGGCCGCCCGUCGGGGGCAUCAGCGUCAAGGAGCACCUUGAGAUCAACAUCACACCCAUCAACAUCGGCAUGACGUACCAGUUCUUCAAAACGAUGCUGCGCUUCUGUUUCCCGGAACGUGACACGGAGCAUUUGGAGGAGGACGUACCAGCGCCCAAAGAGAAGCUAUCCAAGAAAGAAAAACGCAAACAGAAGAAGGAGAGCAGCUUCUACGUAGCCAUCGAGAAGGAUGAUGUGGAAAAGAUGAAGGAGCGCGCGCAGAACAACAUGCUCUUCAUCUACAUCAAGGUGCCCGAGGUGACGGUGCGGGUCAGCUACAAGGGAGAGAAGGAGAAGAACCUAGAGGACGUGCACAACUUCCUGCUGACGGUGCCCACCCUCGAGUACCACAACGUCACCUGGACCUGGCUGGACCUGCUGCUGGCCAUGAAGAACGACACUAAGCGGGUUCUGCUGUCGCAGGCCAUCAAGCAGAAGCUGCAGAUCGGCGGGAGGGGAGCGCCGGGCGCCGAGGAGCCGCCGCAUGAUGAGGAGGACAAGGCGAGGCUGCUGUUCGGGUCCAUGAUGGCGCCGGGAAGUGAGAAGGAGAAACCGGCCAGGAAGAGCUUCUUCCACCUGCACAGGAGCUAGGGGAGGUGGAUAGUGUGAGCCGGACUGGAGAGACGGACCGAGGCUGUGGGUCGGGCUGGAGAGGCGGACCGACCCACCCCGGCACUAGAGCUUUAGGUACUGUUUGUCAGUGGGCUGUGCCUACUGACUGGAGAUGGGAUACUCUCCAUCACACCUAGUCACUGGAGCACCGGCCCGCAGCACUACGCCGAGGCUGAAACAAUACACCGAGACUGGAAGACUGGCCCUCGGCGAGCGAUAAACAACCAACAGGGUGUCGGGCGUCAUUUCAUCCGAAAGCCUGUCGCCUCCGGAUCACCCGAACGCCUCCUGUCCUGCCGGUCGCUGCAUCCCUGCCGAUCGCCGCCUUGGCUCUGCGUCUCCUCGCUGGGGGCGGGGCUGCCGGCGCUGCCUUCCGAGGCCCGCGCCCCUCGCCGGGGGCGGGGCUGCCUCUGCUGCCUGUGGUCCGAGGCCCGCGCCCCUCCGCCAGGGGCGGGGCCGUCCGUGCCGCCGUCGCCGUCGCUACUACCUCGACUCAAGGCCACGGUCGGUCGUUCUGCGCGUGCGCGCUGGGACGGCCCGGCGUCGGCCGCCGACGCUGCCUCGUUGAACGCCGGUGACGUCGGGGGAAGGAAGGAAUCUCGCGACUGCUCCAGGAACCAGCACCUACAGCGCUCCACGAUGGCCGGCCUCGGUGACCUGAACAUGGCGAACCCGGUGUUCGUCACCUACCUGUUCUACGCGGCCGUGCUGGGCCUGAAGACGCUGUUCAUGUCGCUGUUCACUGUCCGGCACAGGAUGGGAAACAAGGUGUUUGCCAACCCGGAGGACGCCAAGGGCCUCCAAGGCAAGGUCAAGUUCGACCACCCGGACGUGGAACGGGUGCGGCGCGCGCACCUGAACGACUUAGAGAACGUGCUACCGUUCCUGAUACUGUGCCCGCUGUACCUGGCCACCGGGCCGGCCGCCGCCACCGCCACCACCCUCAUCAGGGUGUUCGCCGCUGCCCGGCUGCUGCAUACCGUCGUCUACCUAAAUGUGGUGCCGCAGCCGUCCCGUGCGCUCUGCUUCAUGGUCGGGAUGGGCGUCACCGUCUACAUGUGCGUCCAGAUCCUGCUGGCCACCAUGUAGAACAGACAUCUGAAGCUGAACGAACCACCGUGCCAGUAAGGCUUCCCAGCCGCUCCUGGCACCACUCAUAAAUCUACGCAUCGAAUUAUACGCCUGACCGAGAAUCGCGCCCGGGGCCAAGCUAUGCUCAUGGAUUUAUUGAUUAGCCUUGUGCAGCAAUGUGUUGAGUCUGUGUGUUAUCGCUUAUGAAGAAACUACAAAUGUGCUUGCAAUAAAGACGAAUAUAUAUCA
This is a messenger RNA of Amphibalanus amphitrite, 7269 nucleotides long. RefSeq names its product protein KIAA0100-like. The record is from RefSeq and is a predicted model, not a curated record. The transcript is spliced from 14 exons. The coding region runs from base 679 to 5928 and encodes 1749 amino acids. Lineage: Eukaryota; Metazoa; Arthropoda; Thecostraca; Balanomorpha; Balanidae.